CAUCGCUACAGUAGAUAGACCCUGUCCGGUAGCUCUCUUUGUGAGUGCCGUCUAUCCAUAGGGCUAUCCUGUAGUGCGCCACAGUGGUGGCUGUGCAGAGUGCAGAGCAGAGAUGAGCGCCGCCACUGCUACCAGAGCUCGGGCUCCCGUAGUACGGCUGCAGCUCGCCGUGGCGGCCGUCGCCGUGGCAUGGGCGUGCUGCGGCUUCCGCUCGUCGGAGGCGCAGCUGCAGGUGGGCUACUACAACGCCACCUGCCCGGGCGCCGAGAGCCUCAUCGAGACUAUCGUCCACGCCGCCGUCCGCAAGGACGCCGGCAACGGGCCCGGUCUCAUCCGCCUCUUUUUCCACGACUGCUUCGUCAGGGGCUGCGACGCGUCGGUGCUGCUGGACGACCCGACGGGCACCCCGGGCAACGCGACGGUGGAGAAGACCUCGCCGCCCAACUUCCCCAGCCUCCGGGGCUUCGCCGUCAUCGACCGCGCCAAGCGUGUGGUGGAGCGCCGCUGCCCCGGGACCGUCUCGUGCGCCGACAUCCUCGCCUUCGCGGCUCGCGACGCCGCGCGCAUCAUGGGCGGGAUCAGGUUCGCCAUGCCGUCGGGCCGCCUCGACGGCCGCGUCUCCAACGCCUCCGAGGCCAUCGCCAACCUUCCCCCCGCCUCCUUCAACCUCACCCAGCUCGUCGCGCGCUUCGCGUCCAAGAACCUCACCGCCACCGACAUGGUCACGCUCUCCGGCGCGCACUCCAUCGGCCGCUCCCACUGCUCCUCGUUCUCGGGCCGCCUGUACCCGCAGCUCGACGCGGCCAUGAACGCGACGAUGGGCGCGGCGCUCAGGGGCCGUUGCCCGGCCGCCACGGGGCGGCGCGACCGCGUGGUGGACCUGGACUUCAGGACGCCGCUGCAGCUGGACAACCAGUACUACCGCAACGUGCAGACCCACGAGGCGGUGUUCACGUCGGACCAGUCGCUCGUCGACCGCAGCGACACCGCGGCGCUCGUCGCGCUCUACGCCGCCAACCGGAAGCUCUGGUCGCAGCAGUUCGCCGCCGCCAUGGUCAAGAUGGGCAGCAUCGAGGUGCUCACCGGACCGCCCGGGGAGAUCCGGCUCAAGUGCAACAAGGUCAACUAAUGAGCACUAGGGAAUCGAUCACCGUCGAGAACUUUCAGACACAACUCAAAUCAGAUGCUUCUGCAUUAUUCAUGUGUACUUAGUUGUACAUGACAUACAUGGUCACUCCUUCCAUUCUGCCUUGUACUUAGACAGUUACCACUCGCGCGCACGAUUGUAAGCUGUAAGCCUGUAACAUAAGAGGAAGAGACGGUAGAACUAAUCGAUUUCAUCGGCACACAACAAGGAUGGUCAUCUGCUGCUACAAUGGUGAAUAAUAUAUUUGCAUUGCAUUGAUUUUUUUU
This is a messenger RNA of Panicum hallii, 1413 nucleotides long. Its product is annotated as peroxidase 5-like. The coding region runs from base 113 to 1129 and encodes 338 amino acids. Gene Ontology annotation, biological process: hydrogen peroxide catabolic process; response to oxidative stress. The record is from RefSeq and is a predicted model, not a curated record. The transcript is spliced from 2 exons. NCBI's taxonomy places the organism in Eukaryota, Viridiplantae, Streptophyta, Magnoliopsida, Poales, Poaceae. Gene Ontology annotation, cellular component: plant-type cell wall; plasmodesma. Gene Ontology annotation, molecular function: peroxidase activity; heme binding.